Molecule: messenger RNA, 1150 nt
Organism: Caenorhabditis angaria
Lineage: Eukaryota; Metazoa; Nematoda; Chromadorea; Rhabditida; Rhabditidae
Source: the annotation of a GenBank genome assembly
AUGCCCAAAGGUGAAGACCUCGAAGCUUGGCCAACAGCUGAAAUCAAUGCAAAAGCAUUUGCCGCUUUGAUUCCUGGACGAUACUUUGGUGAUGCAUCUUCUCAACUGAACAGCAUCGCAUUCAGUCGAACCGGAUUACAAGCAAUUGUUUCAACAAACGAUGAUUCAAUUUAUUUGUAUGAUUUGAGUACUGGACACCGAGCAAGAACUGUGAAUAGCAAGAAAUAUGGAGCUUCGCAUAUCAGAUUUGUUGCUGAUGCAACUUGUGCGAUUCAUGGAAGUACUAAAAUCGAUCGUGAGUUAUCUUUGAGAAAUUCGUUUUCAGAAAAAAGCACACAUAACUUUUUUCAGAUACAAUUCGCUAUUUAUCCCUUAUUGACAACAAAUACAUUCGCUAUUACGUUGGUCACGAAGGACUCGUCACUGGGAUCAGCACCUCCGCCAAUGAUGACAUGUUUCUAUCAGUCAGCAAAGAUAAAACUCUUCGUCUCUGGGAUUCGCGUGCCACAAAUUGCGUGGGAGCAGUUGAGACGUCAGCACCUGCAACUGCCGAAUUUGAUGCACAAGGCCUUUGCUUCGGCCUCGCAUUUUCUGGAACUUUGAGAUUAUAUGAUUAUCGUGCUUAUCAAAAAGGUCCAUUCUCAAAGUUUGUUGUUCCAGCGGAAUGGUCAACUGAAGAUUGGGUGGCGAUUAGAUUCUCAUCUUGCGGAACAUUGAUUUUGAUUUGUACUGACAUCGACAAACUUCUCCUUCUUGAUGCUGUUACUGGAGAAAUAAAACAUGUUCUUCAAGGACAUCUCAACAAACCGGUCAGUUUUUUUCUGAUUUGGAAGAUUUUUUGUGAAAAAUCUAGGAAAGCAGAGCAAUUUACAUAAAUCCAUUAUUCCAGAGAUUCCCAUUGAAGGGUUCAUUCUCACCGGAUUCGAGAUAUGUUGCCUGCGGAAGUAGUGACAAAAAAAUUCACAUUUGGUCAACGGAAACUGGUGAAAUGGUGCACAGUUUUGUUAAAACACCACAUCAGUCUGCACCAUUGAUUGUUGAAUGGAACCCGGCAUUCAUUUCAUUUUUGUCAGCUGACAAAAAACUUAUUCUCUGGAAUCCAGUACUUGAGGAUAUGGAAGAAGAAGAGCAAGCUGAUAAAACUGAAUAA